AUGUCUACCUCUACUCCAAAAGCGCGUGGCCAUCGGUCGCCGUUUACGCCAGGCGGAGACACAACAUUAACAAGACUUCAACGUCUCCCUAGCCAUACGCGCUACCCCCUGACACCCAGUCGACUUGUGACCGCAACCACCCCGGGCACCCAGCGCUCAGUCUCUCGAUACACACCCCGUGCCAGAGCCGGAGGGGCACCAUCGACGCCGCAUGGCCUCCGGGCUCGACAACAACGUGCUGCGAACACCCCUGGUCGGGAUCGCCGCCGUAGUGGCCGAAUGCAGCGGGAAACGACGUUCGAUAUCCUCAAGAACUUGGGAAGGGCGCUCGCCCCUGUAUCUCAGCCCAUCCAGUCCUCGCCCCAGGAGCAGCAAGAGCCCAUUGAAGAACCCAUUGACGAAUUUGAAGAGCUUGACAACGAACCAGUAAUUGAGCCUCCGCGGUUAUCUCUACCCAUCCAAGAAUCGUCGGAAGAAGGCGACGAUGCGAGUCCUGAAAUGCGCCCACCAAGGAUGUCUCUCGCCUUUGGGGAGGAGGACAUGGAUAUCACCUAUCAGUCUGUCGAAUACCCCCGCCGAGAAACAAGCAUCAGAGACCGCGAGCGUUUAUCAAUGAUGAGCCGUGCUACCGGCAGAAUCAGUGGGGAUUUUGAGGAGACACGACUGGAAAGUGACGACGCAGAAGAAACGGGCAUUAUUGGUGAAGACGAGGAUGGUACUAUGUUCAGCGGUGGCGAUUUUGAUAGAGGGGGUGAGACGGAAGACCUCGGGCGAUUCCACUUUGACCUUAACUUUCCAUCACCUGCUGCCGCUCCGCUUGAUGAUCCCAUCGAUGGGGAUACGGAAGAUUUCGCGCUCUCUACUGCGGAUGUCCAACCGCUUCCAGUUGCAUCAGAUGACGAUGACGCUGGUGGUGACUUCGGGUUCGGGCUGGACUUCCCACCUGCGGUAUCCCCUAGUGAAAGCCCUGGAAUUGUCGGGGGUGGUUUGCAACAUGAUGAUGUUCCAGUUCAGAGCAAGCAAAAGAAGAUCUCACGUCACGGAAUCCCGAUUCCAAACUUGCCUGCAGGCGUGGUAAAAAAGCUAGCCACUCGCUUCGCACGUUCAAAAGCUGGCUCAAAAGCAAAGAUCAACAAAGCCACGCUGGCUGCGAUCGAACAAGCAUCUUCGUGGUACUUUGAGCAAGCAAGCCAGGAUUUGGCUGCUUAUUCAAAGCAUGCAGGACGAAAGACCAUCGAUGAGAGCGAUGUCACAACAUUGUUGAGGAGACAACGCCAUAUCAACAAGUCGACGACGGUGUUUUCCCUCGCCCAAAAAUACCUGCCCAAGGAGCUCCAGCAGGACAUGAGACUGGCCAUGCCACCAUGA
This is a messenger RNA of Penicillium soppii, 1368 nucleotides long. RefSeq lists its product as uncharacterized. Gene Ontology annotation, molecular function: protein heterodimerization activity; chromatin binding. Bases 1 to 1368 code for a protein of 455 amino acids. The transcript is spliced from 5 exons. Gene Ontology annotation, cellular component: Fanconi anaemia nuclear complex; FANCM-MHF complex. The record is from RefSeq and is a predicted model, not a curated record. Gene Ontology annotation, biological process: resolution of meiotic recombination intermediates; replication fork processing. Lineage: Eukaryota; Fungi; Ascomycota; Eurotiomycetes; Eurotiales; Aspergillaceae.